AUGGGUUCGGUGAUCUCUGGCCGUGCUGGUGCUGGUGCUGCUGCUGGUGCUGGUGCUGGUGCUGGUGCUGGUGCUGCUGCUGCUGGUGCUGCUCCUGAUGAUGAUGGUCGCGCUGCUCCACCGCUACUGCCUGUCCGUGACAGCGCCGCCGGUGGUGCUCUUCAGGUCAAGGAUGCUGCAAGUUGCCAUCGUGGGGUGCACGUGCCGGACGUAGAGAGCGAUGUGGAUGCUAAUGUGGCGAGCGGCGGCGAUGACGGCAAUGCUUCGGAUGCUGCGGCGGCGGACGUUGUGGCCCGGCCUGUCGCCGACGCAGCAACUCCUGCUGCGCGCCCCAGGGCGUGGAUUCUGGUUGUGGGCGGUGGCGAGGAGGGCGGACGGCAAGGCGGCGGUGGCGAGGGCUCGGACGCGCUGUCAGAGUUUGAGCACCUUUUGCAGUAUGUGUAUCCGCGCGGUGGGGCGAUGAGCGAGUCGCUGGAGAAGAUGCAAGGCCUGUUUGUGGCGUGCGUCGACAUGAUGCGGUCGCUGCUCAACGACGAGACGAGCUGUGUGGAGAUGAGCUUUGACAACGUGGGCUACACGCUCUGCUUUGGCGCGCCUGGGGCGCUGAGCGAGACUCGGCUUGUUGCGGUGGGCGAUACGCAGGCGCUCGGGCCGGCAGCAGCAGUCCUGACCGGGUGGCUGGACCAGGUCUCUGCCUGCGUCGAGAGUACCUUUGGCUCGCUGGCGGCAGCGGUGCGCAGCGCCGAGACCGAGCAGCUCGACGCGUUCUUUGGCGGGGCGGUGAAGGCGGCGUUUGGCGGAGGCGAGGCAGUGCCAGCGGCGGUUCUUGCUGCGGGCGCCGGGUGGCAUGCACGGACUGCGCUCUCGCCAGACGUGACAGCGAUUGUCUCGCAGACGCUGACUGCGCUCGAGGCAGCACCGCGCGAGGUUGCGGCGGUGCUUGCUGGAUCGCUGUUCUGCGACGGGCGUGUGGUGGUCACCCACCUCGAGCCGCGGCUGGCGCAGGUGGUGGACACGCUCGUCGGCAUUCUCGGCUUGGCCUCACUUGGCGAGCAUGGCGCGCUGCAGCAAGAUCUCGUCGAGCCGCACGGCACACUGAUCGUUGUCCGCUCUGGGCGGCUGGCGGUGGCGCUGGUCGGGCGGACCGCGUCGGGCCCGCUGCCGGACGCCGAAGCUGCCGCCGUCGUUGCCGAGAUGGCGGAUGCACUCGACGCGCUCGUGGCUCCGGGCUCGUUUCCAGGCAACGCCGGUCAGCUUUCGGUAGCAGACCGGCUUGUGGGCGAGCUGGCCGGGAACCUCGGACCCGCGGGGAGUGCGAGCGUGCUCGACUCGCUGCGGGUGGAGCGAAAGGCCGGCAAGUAUGACCGAUUUCGCAAAAAGGGUCCGUCGCCGGCAGCAACAUACGCAGCAAGCGGUAACGGGACGUACUUUGUGCGGGCAGUGACGUACGGGCAAGUCCGCGGCUCAGUGAUUGCCACGCCGCCGGCUGCUCGGACCGGCAGCGACGACGCCGCCGCCCUCGGCGCAGUGCUCGACACCCACCUUGCGACCGUUGACGCUGCGCUCUCGGCCGCCUUUGCACAAGUUCAGACCAAGAUUGUCGCAGCCCGCGAUGCCGCGCCGCCACCGGCCGGCCUCGAGCACCAGCCUGCGUACAAGGUCCACGCCCCGAGCGAGGUCCGCAUCUUGCUGCAGAUCCCGACCGCCGGCACCCCGUCGCUCCGAUCGGAUCUCUGGGUCGCCGGGCGGAGCGUAGGCCCCGACGUCGUGAUUGUCGCCUAUCCGGACGGCACGCCGGCGCCGCUCAUUGAGCACGCGUUCAUGGCACGGGCGCUCUAACCCCGUCCGCCCUCCUCCGCUCUGCGCUGACGCGCUUUAAAAACCGUCCGCCGACCG
Messenger RNA from Thecamonas trahens ATCC 50062, 1896 nucleotides. RefSeq lists its product as uncharacterized. The transcript is spliced from 2 exons. The record is from RefSeq and is a predicted model, not a curated record. The coding region runs from base 1 to 1839 and encodes 612 amino acids. NCBI's taxonomy places the organism in Eukaryota, Apusomonadida, Apusomonadidae.